Gloeophyllum trabeum ATCC 11539 is the source of this 300-nucleotide messenger RNA. RefSeq lists its product as uncharacterized. Lineage: Eukaryota; Fungi; Basidiomycota; Agaricomycetes; Gloeophyllales; Gloeophyllaceae. Gene Ontology annotation, molecular function: catalytic activity. Gene Ontology annotation, biological process: DNA repair. The record is from RefSeq and is a predicted model, not a curated record. The transcript is spliced from 2 exons. The annotation marks the transcript as partial.
GGCCACAUCGCAAAGAUAAUAGGCAUGCCCCGACACGCGCGACAGGUCGGACAAGCCCUGAAAUUUCUCUCCCCUGCCGUCAACCCGCCCGUUCCCUGGCACCGCGUCCUGUCCUCAUCGGGCACCAUCUCCUCGCGCGGUCCGGGCACAUCGGGCGCUCGCGACCAGGCGGACGCGUUGAGGGCGGAGGGGGUGGAAGUGGACGAGCGCGGAGGGGAGCUCAGGGUGGAUUUGGGACGGUGGGGCUGGUUUCCGAGCGUGGGGGGCAUGGAGGGGGAGCAGGGGGAGAGCGGAUCGUGA